AUGGCGAUGAUGAAAGGGCUCGCCGGAGCGGUGGUGGCAAACGAGGUGGAGGACGCACGCGGCGGAAGCGGCGGGCGCAACUCCAUGACGACCUCCCUCUCGCUCGGCUACGGCUCGACAGAGAUCACGUACGUAGCCGAGCGAGAGAUCACGUACACCUUCCUGCUCACCAAGCAGGGCCUCGGCCCGCCUCGGCCGCGCGAGGGCAUCUACACCACGCUGGUGCUGUCGCACCCGGAGUCCGGUGCUGCGGUCGUCGCGGCGAUGCAGAAGCUCUGCGACGCGGCCCUUGCCGAGUACAACACCGCCCGCCCGGGCAAGAUCGCCCUCCUCUCCUUCAACGCCAAAGUCAACAGCUGGCACCGCGACCGGAUGCUCAUCAAGCGCCCGCUCGAGAGCGUCAUCCUGCCCGCCUCGUGCGACAAGGUGGUCGAGGAGGUGCGCGAGUUCCUCGACGCAGAGACGCGCCGCUGGUAUCUGGAGCACGGCAUCCCGUACAAGCGCACCUUCCUCCUGUACGGCCCUCCCGGCUGCGGCAAGUCGUCCCUCAUCCGCGCGGUCGCCUCCGAGUUCGACUGCUCGGUCUGCAUGGUCUCCCUCGCCGACCGCGGCCUGCAGGACACCGGCCUGCGUACUGCGAUGGCCACGGCGCCGGCCAAGGCGCUGAUUGCCUUUGAGGACGUCGACGCGUUAUUCGGCCACCACCGCGAGCGCGGCGAGGCGGCCAACAACGUCACCUUCUCCGGCCUGCUCAACGCGCUCGACGGCGUGUCCGACCCGAGCGGAACGAUCAUUUUCCUCACCACAAACCACAAGGACCGCCUCGACCCCGCGCUGAUCCGGCAGGGCCGGUGCGACGUGGAGCUGACGUUUGCGGUGGACGAGCAGCUCGCAAAGUGCUUCUCCCGCUUCUACCAUUCGGCGACGGCCGCCGACACCGACCGGUUCGUCGCAAACGUGCGCGCCAAGGCGGGCGGGUCGCGCGUGACGAUGGCGCAGCUGCAGGAACACUUUGUGCAGCACCGGAAGAGCACGCUGGCGGAGGCGGUCAAGGACAUCCGCCUCGGCGGGCAGGGCUCGGACUCCGCGAUGCAGAGCAGCGCCAGCAUCUACUCCUGA
Molecule: messenger RNA, 1119 nt
Organism: Emiliania huxleyi CCMP1516
Lineage: Eukaryota; Haptophyta; Isochrysidales; Noelaerhabdaceae
Product: putative mitochondrial chaperone BCS1
Exons: 3
Coding region: 1-1119 (372 amino acids)
Molecular function (GO): ATP binding; ATP hydrolysis activity
Source: RefSeq, a predicted model, not a curated record